AGCUAGUCAACGUGAAUCUUAAAGAAGGAUCCAAAGCAACAAACGAUAUCUCCAAUGAACAUCCGCUAACUUCUGAUCAAGAAAAAGAAGUCAUCAACGAAAACCUAUCUGUUGGCGUUAACAUUCGUGUAGUCAAGGCCAUGACUGCCACGGAUAGACCGGGUUUUUGCUCUGAGGUCAAAUUUUUAUGGCCUUAUUCGGUUAACCAUAACAAUUGUUGCAUCUAUAGAGUGCCAUGCGGGUUAAGGAGUGUGAACCCUGAGGCUUAUACUCCUCAAAUGCUUCUGAUCGGUCCUCUUCACCAUUAUAAGAAAGCGCAAGCUGUUGAGCUCUCCAAAACCGAUGUGAGAUAUAUGUACUAUAACAAGAUGGAGCUGCACAAGAAGAAGUACCUUGAGAAUAUUGCACUUACUUAUGGGAAACAAACGGUUGAGGAAUUCAGAAGCAUCAUCAAAAGAGAUGAGCAGUUCAUACGAGCAUGUUACGCAGAACCAACGGAUUCGAUCAACUCUGACGACUUCGUUGAAAUGAUGCUUCACGACUCGGUGUUCAUUCUAGUGUUUUUCAUGCACAUUGGACCUAGAUACAUCGACAAAACGGGAGAUUUUCUUUUCGACGAGCCUUGCUACCAAUACACUAUCUUUGGUGACCUAAUAUUACUUGAAAACCAACUUCCAUAUGCACUUUUAGAAAACCUCUUCGAACCCUUUUAUGCAAAGUUUGAGGGUAACAUAACGUUCCGUGGCAUUAUCCUUCAAGGUUUUGGGAUCCAAGGAAAGGUCACAAGAGAAAAGAGGUUCCUACAUUUCACGGAUUUGCGUCGGCUUGUCCUUGUCCAGACACUUGGUCUAACGGAAGAAGAGCAGAUUAACGCGAAACUUGUGAGAAAGGAGUCGAUAGCGAGACUUCGUAACGCAGAGAUGUUGAAUAGUGCAGGAGUUGAAUUUGAAUGUUCUGAAGAAGAGGCCUCGUUGUUGAUUAAAUUUGAACGUGGAAUCUUGACAAUGCCUUGCUUCAAGGCAGAAGAUGCAACUGAAAGGGUUUUUAGGAGCAUAAUGGCACUGGAGCAAUGUCAUUACCAUUACACAGCCUUUGUUUGUAACUACAUCGACUUCUUGGACUGUCUCAUUGACACUGAGAGCACUACAAGAAAACGAAGUUACAGCCGAGGACCAUAUUAA
This is a messenger RNA of Eruca vesicaria subsp. sativa (arugula), 1181 nucleotides long. Lineage: Eukaryota; Viridiplantae; Streptophyta; Magnoliopsida; Brassicales; Brassicaceae. The record is from the annotation of a GenBank genome assembly.